CGAUCAUUCUUAACGCGCGGUAGAUGCCUCCCCACGAGCAGCGAUCGCUAUCGCUGACAUGCGUCGAUCGCGCGCUGCUCCUUCCGCAACGUACACCCAAGCGACGACGAGAGGAGCGACGACGCUUGCCGCUCGUGUACCUCCUGCUCCUUCUCCUUAGUGGCAUGACGGCGUGCAUGGUCGUCUCGAUCGUGCAGCGCAUGUCGCUCGAGGCCACGUUGCUUCGCGUCGUCCAGGACCUCCGCCACGCCACCUUACUGCACGGCGAGAACGGUCUCGUCCACGCGGCCAUCCAGCGGCCUCGCGUGUCGUCGGCAAUGCUUGACAGCGAGUGCAAGGUGCUCGGGACGCUCUACUUGCACUUGGUGGACCGCCAGAGCCAUCUUCUCAUGGAGAUUCUUCGCGGCGCGCACGUGGUCGUCGCCGACGAUCGCGGGUAUUAUUACGAUUUGCUUCAAAACGUCUCGGCCCAAGCGUACAAGCGCAUCUCUUCGCAUUAUUCGUCGGCGCCGCAGUACGCCGUGCCGCAAGGCCCGCUGCUCGACACGAUCUUGGUCGGCACGACCGCUCGCAACGACUCGUGGUUCCAGUUUGAAGGGGCGGCGUGGGACCCGUUCGCAAGGCCCAUCGACAGCGUCCUCCAUGUGCUCCACUUCCUCGAGUACUCGCUGCGCGGUGUGCAGAUCGGACCAUUGGGCACGUCUGCCUUCACCGACAAGACGCCACUGCGCAUUGCCUGA
Molecule: messenger RNA, 740 nt
Organism: Saprolegnia parasitica CBS 223.65
Lineage: Eukaryota; Oomycota; Saprolegniomycetes; Saprolegniales; Saprolegniaceae
Exons: 2
Coding region: 24-740 (238 amino acids)
Source: RefSeq, a predicted model, not a curated record